Nasonia vitripennis (jewel wasp) is the source of this 729-nucleotide messenger RNA. Its product is annotated as ras-related protein Rab-28. Gene Ontology annotation, cellular component: endosome; Golgi apparatus. Gene Ontology annotation, molecular function: GTP binding; GTPase activity. The record is from RefSeq and is a predicted model, not a curated record. The coding region runs from base 1 to 729 and encodes 242 amino acids. Lineage: Eukaryota; Metazoa; Arthropoda; Insecta; Hymenoptera; Pteromalidae. The transcript is spliced from 4 exons.
AUGGCCGAUAACGAGGAAGAGCUCGCCGAGAGGCGGAUCAAGAUCGUGUUGGUCGGCGAUUCUGGUGCUGGAAAAACCAGCAUCGCGGUGAAGUUCUGCAACGACGAGUUUUCGCGACAGUACAGCCCGACUGCAGGCAUCGACUUCUUCCUCAAGAACCUCAGCCUGGGAAUCUACAAGAACGUCAAUCUUCACCUGUGGGACGUCAGCGGUCUCGCUCUUCGCGGCAACAUGCUCGACAAAUACGUUUACGAAGCCAACAUAAUACUGCUCGUCUACGACGUGACGAACAGCUCGAGUUUCGACAUCCUCGAGGAAUGGAUCGCCGAAAUCCGGGAGCUCAGCGAAGACGUCGACUCGAUGCCGAUGAUGGCGAUCGUGGGAAAUAAGUGCGAUAUGGAGCAUCAGCGGACGGUUAAGAGAGAGAGAUCGCAUCGAUUCGCCGCUGAGAACGGCUUUCACUACCACGACAUGUCUGCUCGAACGGGGGAAUCGGUCUCGCUCUGCAUAGUGAAUCUCGCGGCGAAAAGCCUGGGCGUACGUCUGACCAAGUCCGACCAGGAUUUCCACAGGCCGAUCGUCACCGCGGAAAUCGGCGACUCGGUCGACAUACCGAUCGUGAAGAAUCGAAAGAUCGUCAAGCGACGACCGAACAAGAAGCAGAUCACCAUUCAUCAUUUUCGCCCGAAUUUUCCCAUGUCCAAAUCGGCCGCCUGUUCCCUGCAGUAA